AUACAACUCAUGUCACGUCAGAUUUUGCUGAUGUUGAAUAAUCAAUCCAAACCACAGGUGGUCUAAUUGGCAUCAUCAGCUAUGUCUGAUACUACUUCUUAUUACAGCUCUCCACCUUCAGGCAAUCCUGGAGCAACCGCUGCAGGUAUAAUUAUAGGCUUGGUGAUAUUAUUCGGCAUCGGAGUGGUUUCUUGCUACUGCGCCAGGAAAGCAAGGGAGGCAAUAGUGUCGGAACUGAAGGCAGCUGUUGCCCCGCCGCCGCCUCCAUUGAACAUGAUAACAGUUUGGGAGGUGGACGCCCCAACGAUGGAGAAAUUCUUUAAGGAAUUGGCUGAGGAGAAGCCUGUCCGGUUCACCGCACAGCAACUCUGCACUUUCACAGAGAACUAUUCGAUGACGUUGGGAUCCGGAGGUUUUGGGAGAGUCUACAAAGGGAAGUUCCCGAACGGUGUGAACAUUGCAGUCAAGGUACUAAACAGAGGAGCAAACAAUAAUGUGGAGGAGCAGUUCAUGGCUGAGGUUGGAACCAUUGGCAGGACUCAUCAUAUCAAUCUGGUGCGACUGUAUGGUUUCUGCUAUGACCAGUUCAUGAGUGCCCUUGUCUACGAGUACAUGGAAAAUGGAUCGCUGGACAGACACUUGUUCAGCGAAAGUCGCGAACUAGAAUGGGAGAAGCUACACGAGAUUGCAAUAGGAACAGCAAAAGGGAUAGCAUACUUACACGAGGAGUGUCAGCAGAGAAUCAUUCAUUAUGACAUCAAGCCUGGGAAUGUACUUCUUGACGCCAACUUUGCGCCCAAAGUGGCGGAUUUUGGCCUGGCUAAGCUCAGUGACAGAGAUGAUACGCAUGUUACCAUCACAGGGUUUAGGGGCACUCUCGGGUACUCAGCCCCUGAAUUUAUGCUGAAGAACUUCCCCAUAACCUAUAAAUGUGAUGUUUACAGCUUUGGGAUUCUGCUGUUUGAGAUAGUUGGGAGGAGAAAAAAUGCUAGAGGUGGAGGGGAAGAUGAUAGUCUUGACUGGUUUCCUAAGCAUGUGUGGGAAGAGUUUGAAAAAGGGGAGCUAAUAUCGUUGAUAGAAGCUUGUGGGAUUGAAGAGAAGGAUAGGAUUAAGGCUGAGAGAAUGGCUAAGGUGGCGCUAUGGUGCGUCCAAGAUUCCCCAGGAACACGGCCACCAAUGAGUGCCGUGGUUAAAAUGCUGGAGGGAGGAGUGGACAUUAUGGAGCCACCUAAGCCAUUUCACUACUUGUUUUCGGUUGGGACAAAUGCGCUGAAGCCGCCAAGUGAUUCUGGCAGUGGUUCAGGAUUUUCAACAAGUGAUGGAUCAAAUUCAUACUGGUAUAAAGAUACCACUACCAUUAUGGCCAAGUAUGAAAUACAAGUCGCCUCGUCAUAAAACACAGGCAACAGAUGGUUAGUUGCCUUUAUGUUUGUGUAGCAUCUAUGCAACUUGUCUAGAUUGUUUGUGUAAAAUGUUAGUUGAGUUAGAAACAAUCCAAGAGGAAAUAAGAACAAACUUGAACAUGUCA
This is a messenger RNA of Andrographis paniculata, 1528 nucleotides long. Its product is annotated as rust resistance kinase Lr10-like. NCBI's taxonomy places the organism in Eukaryota, Viridiplantae, Streptophyta, Magnoliopsida, Lamiales, Acanthaceae. Gene Ontology annotation, biological process: protein phosphorylation. Gene Ontology annotation, molecular function: protein kinase activity; ATP binding. The record is from RefSeq and is a predicted model, not a curated record. The coding region runs from base 82 to 1395 and encodes 437 amino acids. The transcript has 2 exons.